UCACAUUAGAAAAAUACAAAAAAGGAAAACUAUAAUGGCUUUCCAAAAAGAGUACCUUGAUUUGUUCUUGGUACCAAGUGGUCUAAUUAUUAUGUUUGGUUAUCAUCUCUACUUGCUUUAUAGAUACCUAAAAGUUCCUCAUACUACUGUUAUGGGGUUUGAAAAUAAUGAUAAAAGAGCUUGGGUUGAAAAAAUUAUGUUGGAUGAUAAAAAGAACAUUGAUACAGCUCUAACUGUUCUAGGAUCUAGUCUAAAUGGAGCAACAUUCUUGGCAUCUAUUUCACUAAGUUUAAGUUUUCUCAUUGGAGCUUGGAUGGCUAACAAUAGUGUUUUCAGUAGUGAACUAAUAUAUGGUGAUACAAGAUUAGAAACAAUGUCAAUCAAAUU
Molecule: messenger RNA, 387 nt
Organism: Capsicum annuum
Lineage: Eukaryota; Viridiplantae; Streptophyta; Magnoliopsida; Solanales; Solanaceae
Source: RefSeq, a predicted model, not a curated record